UUAAUUUUUGACUCGAUUUGACAACGUGUUAGUAAUUGUUGUUGUUUUUCGCAGAGAAAGUAAAUAGAAUCUAAUCAUUGAUCACUGUUUCAGCAUCCAAGAAUGUCGUCUCGGAAAAGAUCAGGAUCAGGUUCAAAACGACCGAAAGAGAAAGUCGUGUAUAUCUACGAACUGUUGAUGCGUGGAGAGGAAACCGGAAAAGAUAAUCAGAAUUUUUGGGACGAGUUUUUUCUCCUACAACCCAACACAGAAGUUUUAGAACAAGAAUUGCUGAAACUAGACUCCGUUAAAUUAGGAAAUGCCAAAAAUAAUAUUUUGUCGUUGUUUAACCAUUGCGUUGAAGUUCUACAUGCCGAUAACAAUAAGCGAAUUCACAAUGCGCUUAUUACCCUUAGCGUUUUAGUAUUUGCACUAUUCAAAAGACACACUGCAACUGGCGAGGAAGGACAGUUUAAUAUUUUUUCUGGAAACAAUAUCUCCGGUAUCGAAAACGUUAUCAAACAGCUUGUGGAGAGGAUAAAGGAUUUGCUAGUCAACGAGGAAGACGACUGUUCGAGAUUUUAUUGCAUCAAGCUGCUCUUUACCGUUGUUACUGGAAUGGAUAAUUUAAGUCAAAAUCUUCUUUUGGAAUACAUAAUGGUGAAUAAUUUGUUUGAUUCACUCAAAAAACUGCUAAGCGAUCCAACAUUGCGCCAGGAGCACGGUCAGGAUAUAGUCAUUUUAUUAACUUUGUUGGUAAACUACAGAAAAGAUGAAGGUACAAAUCCAUACGUAGUACAUCUAUCUUUACUUGAUGACGAAUUAGCUCUACAUGGAUUUGGCCAGAUAAUUUCGGCAACACUAUUCGAAUUUAUCCGGCAACAGACUGUUAAUCUUAUCUCGAUACAAAACAAUUCUUGGAUAAGUUCCCUUUCAUCAAUGGUUGGUAAUAUUUUCCUGUCCGACGAAGUUGACGAAAAAAUGCAGCAUAUAAGACAAAACAACGCUCUGUUGCUAGCUUUUUAUGAAGCUGUACACCUGAAUAGAAAUUUUAUUACCACGUUAGCCACGACCCAAGCCGAAUCCAGUUCUCCGCCUUCGCCAUCAAAUACGUUAAACAAUCAUCAUUCUGUUGGCGAUUUGGCUACGGCACCGCUAAUGGAAGUAACUCAAUAUCCAACUAAUUUAUUCGUUGCGGUAUUUCAAUAUUGCUCUGUUGUUAUGAUGGACCAUAAGAAUGAAUCUAGUGUGACAAAUUUGAAACUUUGUUUUAUAAUACUUACGUGCAUCUCAGAGGAUCAGUACGCUAAUUCGAUGAUGCAUGAUUCUAAUUUAACGUUUAAAGUAUUUUUGCACCGCGCUCAGAUGCGUCACAGGAAAAUAGCUGCAGAUAGAAUUACGAAACCGCAACCAUUGGCAGCAACUUUAAUGGAUUUGUUAGUAGAAUUCAUAGUGUCACACCUUAUGAAGAAAUUUCCUCUGGAGCUGUAUUUGUUAUGCAUAGGAAUAAUCCACAGAAUCAUUGUAUACCAGAAAAGAUGCAGAAUUAGGCUGUUGUAUCCUUGGAAAGAACUGUGGACCUCACUGAUAAGUUUGCUGAAGUUUAUCGUUUAUCAAGAACAAAACCUUAUAAAAAAGUGCAAUAUUUUCAACUUAGCUAUACAGGUUGUGAAUAUCUUCAACUUGUUCAUUACGUACGGCGACACGUUUUUAGCUACAACAAGCAGUUAUGAUGAGCUAUACUAUGAAUUGAACCGUGAGGAAAAAGUUUUCAGUGAGAUCCAUGCGAUGGUUUUGCGAUACACUUCAAUGGAAGAGUGUGAAUACAAAGAAGAUGUUUUUAAGCUUCUUAACUCAUUAGUGAAUAUUCUGGCCAUUAUUAAACAUUUUCAGAUAAAAAUAAAAGAAUGGCUGUCAGCAGAAUCACUCUCCACACCUACUGAAGAACAAAUUUUGAAUCAAAUACAGAAAAAUUACGACCUUACGUUGAAGCUUCAAGAUUCUUUGGAUUUCUUUGAACGUUAUAGUGAAAAACCGCACGAUGCUUUCUUCAAAAACUUAGUUAAAGAAGUGGUCAUCGAUAUGCGCAAGUCCGUACACAAUGUAGUAAAAUCUUUCAAUGACAAUCGUCCCAAAAUAAACUCUUAGUUAUACUUUAAAAUUAAUAGAAAUAGUUUUAUUGACAAGAA
This is a messenger RNA of Uranotaenia lowii, 2168 nucleotides long. Its product is annotated as armadillo-like helical domain-containing protein 3. Lineage: Eukaryota; Metazoa; Arthropoda; Insecta; Diptera; Culicidae. Gene Ontology annotation, biological process: regulation of Golgi organization. The transcript has 10 exons. Gene Ontology annotation, cellular component: cytosol. The record is from RefSeq and is a predicted model, not a curated record. The coding region runs from base 103 to 2127 and encodes 674 amino acids.